This is a messenger RNA of Helicoverpa armigera (cotton bollworm), 3572 nucleotides long. Its product is annotated as probable ATP-dependent RNA helicase DHX34. Lineage: Eukaryota; Metazoa; Arthropoda; Insecta; Lepidoptera; Noctuidae. Gene Ontology annotation, molecular function: ATP binding; RNA binding; helicase activity. The record is from RefSeq and is a predicted model, not a curated record. The transcript is spliced from 19 exons. Gene Ontology annotation, cellular component: intracellular anatomical structure. The coding region runs from base 92 to 3556 and encodes 1154 amino acids. Gene Ontology annotation, biological process: nuclear-transcribed mRNA catabolic process, nonsense-mediated decay.
AAAAUGAACAAAUUAUUUUGGAAGUUCGCAAGUUCGCAAGUUUUGUCCUUUUGUUUGUUUACGAAAUAAAAUACAGAUUUUAUAAUUAAAAAUGGGCCGAAGCCCUUCUCCUAGCAGAGGCAGUCAUUACAAAAGAAGGCGUUCACGUUCCCGUGAUCGAGAUAGACAUAAAAUUCGAAAGAUAAGUCCGUCUCCUUCAACAUCCAAAAGUGAUGAAGAUUUUAGUUUUACGAACUACAAGCGGGAUUUUAAUAAGAUACUUCAAUAUAGCAAUGAAAGUAACACUGUUGUUAAUAACUUGGACGACUUUUGGACUUUUUUGAAGAAAUACGAAGCUACCUUGAAGAAAGCUGGGAAACCUAUAAUAGAUUUUGGGCCUGAAGAAAAUAGUGAUGAAAAUAGUUACUCUAAAUUCCAUUGUAUUAAUUUUACGACAUCUAUAAAAUAUGUGGACACUGUCUCUCAUGAUAGAGACAGGAGGAAGCUGGAUAGCAAAUUGUUUAAAGCGUUUUUGAAUAUUGUGUCUGUUUACAUUGAUUUUAAGAAUAAGGAGAAGUUUGAUAAGCUUAGAAAAUUAAGGCAGGCACAGAAAGAUUUACCUGUUGCUAAGUAUAGAAAUGAAAUAGUAGCUGCAGUACAAAAUGAGAGAGUGGUGGUUGUAGCCGGGGAUACAGGUUGUGGAAAAUCUACACAGGUGCCACAGUAUUUACAUCAAGCUGGAUUUGAGAGUAUUGCAUGUACUCAACCCAGAAGAAUAGCCUGCGUCUCCCUAUCGAAGCGAGUGGCCUACGAGAUGUUGACACAGUUUGAAACUAAAGUCGGUUAUCAGAUCCGAUUUGAGAAGAGCAAGACAGCUGACACCAAGAUUUGUUUUAUUACUGAAGGAUUGCUGCUUAGACAGAUGUCUUCAGAAAAUCUUCCAAACUAUGAUGUCAUAAUUCUAGACGAGGUCCACGAAAGACAUUUGAUGGGAGAUUUCUUGCUCGGUAUUUUGAAGUGCCUUAUACACACUAGAACUGAUAUCAAACUGGUUCUCAUGUCUGCUACUAUCAAUAUUAAGCUGUUUGAAGACUAUUUUUCUGCUGAAUCUGCUGUUGUUAUACAGGUGCCUGGUCGUUUGUUUCCUAUACAAUUAAACUAUAAGCCAGUAUUUAUUGAAGACAAGCCUACAAGAGAUGACCGGCUUGACCCACAGCCUUAUGUUCAAGUUAUGCAGCUCAUUGAUAGUAAAUACCCACGAGACGAAAGAGGAGACCUUCUUAUAUUUAUGUCGGGAGUACAAGAAAUAACAGCCAUAUGUGAUGCAGCUCAGCAGUAUGCAGAGAAAACUAAAAAUUGGAUUGUGUUGCCACUACACAGUGGGUUAUCACUGGCUGAACAGGAUAAGGUUUUCGACUAUCCACCAGAAGGAGUCCGAAAAUGUAUAGUAUCUACGAACAUAGCAGAAACCUCUGUUACUAUUGAUGGAAUAAGAUUCGUGGUCGAUUCUGGCAAGGUAAAAGAAAUGAGUUACGACUCCACCACGAAAAUGCAGAGGUUGAAAGAGUUUUGGAUAUCUAAAGCGAGUGCUGAUCAGCGCAAGGGACGAGCCGGUCGAACGGGUCCUGGAGUCUGCUACCGUAUAUACUCGGAGCAGCAAUACACCGACAUGGAGCCGUUCAGUACGCCGGAAGUAUCGCGAGUGCCUCUAGCGUCACUGCUACUGCUCAUGAGCUCGCUAGGAGUUAACGAUGUUAGAAGAUUCCCGUUCCUGGAUGCACCGCCUGAGGAGGCUGUGGAAAAUGCUUUGCUUGAGUUGAAGCAACAUGGAGCCCUAACCUCUAACGAGAAACUAACAGCCCUAGGUCGGACCCUUGCCAACCUCCCAGUAGAGGUGUGUCUAGCUAAAACCCUAGUGCUAGGCGCGGCCAGUCUGCCGCCACACAAGUUAGACUCAGCUCUAGCACUAGCGGCCGCUCUAGGCAUACGGUCUAUUUAUACUACGAGAGCACAUCGAGAUUUUGAAUGUGAGAAUGCACGUAAACCAGACGAAUCAGACCAUGGGGAUCCGUUAACCCUUCUCUCUCUAUACUGCGCUUGGUUGAGAGAAAAACGAGACACACGAGGCGGUCGCGCCUGGUGUAGACGACGCGGCAUUGAAGAACAACGGCUUUACGAGCUUACUAAACUUGCUGCACAACUUAGGAGCUUAUUACAGGGCAACAAUUUGAUGGAAACCCCAGAGCCUGAAUCAAUGUCGUCAGCUGAAAGAGCUCUGAGACAUGGGCAAAUGAAACAACUGAAAGAUGCAAGACGCCAAUACAAACAGAAAGCGGCCAACGAUAUGAAACGCAAGAAGCGCCUCAAAUUUGACUCCUGGGAGAUCGUCGACGAGAACACGAAUGACGACGAUGACGUCAUCGAUAUUCGUGACGUCGAGUUCCGUUUGACGAACGAUGCGCAGCGCAUACAGUCGCUUAUAGCGGGCUCUAGCACUUCCAGUGGGAGGGAUCUUGUUAUGUUGAAGAUAGUGUUAUGCAGAGCGCUGUACCCACAAGUAGCUGUAGCUGAUGCGUUUAAUCAUCAUAAGUCAGUAGCAGAACAACUAUACCACACUUGGAGUAAACCCUUCGUGUUCCUCCACCCGACCUCGUACUUCGGCAAACAGCCGCGAACUCUACAGCUCACUGAGGAAGACAUACAGACAGAUCUACCGCCUAGUUACGAUGGAAAACUACCCGUGUCUGGGAGACAUCAGAUUCUGUGUUAUUUAUCACUUCUGGAGACUACAAAGCCUUACAUAGUGAAUUCUAUGCGCAUGCCUGCGGCACAAACUCUGUUACUGUUAGCGCAUUCUAUUGACACUAAUAUUGGAUUUACCAGAAUAGUAUGUGAUUCAUGGCUGCUACUAGAAUUCCCAUACCCCGAGACAGGACUAAAUCUACUAUUAAAAGCUGUGAAAUUACGUCAAAGAUGGGAUCUGCUCAUAAAUCGACGUCUUGCAGAUGCAAACCCAACAAAAUCAGUUGAAUCAGAACUCGAAAAGCAGAACCAACAAAAAAUAUCAUACGAAGAAAUCCAGCACGAGUUAUCCUGCGAUAUGAGUGCAUAUAUGACUUCCGAAGUAUACUACACUAUUAAAAGACUUAUGCCCGGUGACCUUAAGGUCAUGUACUAUGGAAGUGAUGAGGCUCAUCCGAGUGUAGACCCCAAUCCGUUUGAUGAGACGUUUGUGUGUAGACCCCAUGAGAAAAAAGGAGGGGUUUAUGUUACUGAUAAUGUUGUUUAUAAUUGCGUAAUCGACACACUAUGGAGUAGCCUAACCUACGAAGAGACAUACAACAUACCGUGGACUUGCCCAAACUGUGAAAUCACCGUCUGCCUAUCUCCCGUAGAACGCCUUCAACAUACCCACUUCAUUUGCUCAGCCAAAGAAGUAAAGAAACAAGAACCAGCUAAAACGACAAGGGAAAUUAAACCUAAUGCUAAAGAGUAUACGUGCGAUAUUUGUAAGGAAACUUUGUAUAUGACCCCCGUUGAAAUAUUGAGACAUAAGAAAAGUUGUAAGAUGAAAUAAAGUUUUUAAAUUGUUA